GGAGGACGCGGAGCCCCCUUUCCGUGACUCCCGCUCGCUCUCAGCGCGGCGAUGGGUUAGGCGGACUGUCUCCAGCAGCCGAGCGCGGCAGCGGCGGCGAGGCCCGCACAGGAGCACCUGCAGCAGGAGGCGGCGGCGGCCGUCAGCGGCGCCCCACUCCCAGCCCCGGACCUCGGCGUGGAAUUAUGAGCCGGCUACAGCUGCCGGCGGCUGGGGCUCGCGUGCACCCUACGGGCUUUGCCCCGGCUCUGCGCUCUUGGGCGGCAGGGCUCCUGUCACACACACCCCGCUUCUUCCCCUGCAACCGGCCUCCUGCCCCUGGCGUCCCUGCAGCCGCUGGUUUCCGGGCUCAGACUCUUCCUCUGGCGCCGGGGUUAGCGUAAUCUGGCCUCGCUCCUUCUCCCGGGGUCAAUCCCGUCCCCCCGCUCUCUGUCUGGCCACCCCCUCGCUGCCCAUCCCCUCAGGUCUCCGCCCGUUCCGCUGCCCCCCCCCUAGAGUCCCUGCCCCACCCCCUCUUCAUUCUGCUUCAGCCCCCUUCCCGCGCGUCACUCUCCUUCCCCCUCCCCCCGCGGCUCCCCUCACGAGUGGGCAGAGUGUGUGUGUGAGGCCGGGCUUCCCCGGUCAGCCCCCUCCCCGGGGCGCUGUUGAUUCAUCAGGCUGCCCAUUGAUCCGCGUGCAUUGACUUGUAUGUAUCGCUCCCCGCGCCGGCGGCUGCUGCUCCUGCCGCUGCCGCCCGAGCGAGCCCCGUGUCUCCCGUCGCGUGGCUGAGCUCCACCAAACAUGUCGGCUCCUGUCGGGCCGCGGAGCGGCCCUGCUCCUCCUCAGCCUCCUCCACCUCAGGCCCCGCAGUCGGAGAUGCCCGACCUCAGCCACCUCACGGAGGAAGAGAGGAAGAUCAUCCUGGCCGUCAUGGAGCGGCAGAAGAAGGAGGAAGAGAAGGAGCAGUCCGUGCUCAAGUGGUUUCCCUUUAGUGGGAUCACUGAGCUGGUAAAUAACGUUCUUCAGCCACAGCAAAAACAACAAAAUGAAAAGGAGCCCCAGACGAAAUUGCAUCAACAAUUUGAAAUGUAUAAGGAGCAGGUGAAGAAGAUGGGUGAAGAAUCACAGCAGCAGCAGGAGCAGAAGAGCGAUGCCCCCACCUGUGGUAUCUGCCACAAAACAAAAUUUGCUGAUGGCUGUGGCCAUAACUGUUCAUAUUGCCAAACUAAAUUCUGUGCUCGUUGCGGAGGAAGAGUGUCUUUACGCUCAAAUAAGGAGGACAAAGUGGUAAUGUGGGUAUGUAACUUGUGCCGAAAACAACAAGAAAUCCUCACAAAAUCAGGAGCCUGGUUCUACAACAGUGGAUCAAAUACACCACAGCAGCCUGAUCAAGAACGUAUUAGAGGGUUGCGGAACGAGGAAGCACCUCAGGAGAAAAAAGCAAAGCUGCAGGAACAGUCCCAGUACCAAGGACCCUCAGGUGACAUAUCAACACCAGCUUUGGACAAAAGUAGAUCUCAAGUGCUCACAAGACAAGACUCAAUUAAAAAUGGUUCAGGAGUGAAGCACCAGGUUGCAAGUGACACAACUUCAGACAGGAAAAGAAGCCCAUCAGUAUCGAGAGAUCAGAAUAGAAGAUACGACCAAAGGGACGAGAGAGACGAAUAUUCACAGCAUGCUACAUCAGACAGUGCAAUGCCAAGGUCACCAUCAGAUUAUACAGAUAGGCGAUCACAGCGUGGGUCUCAGCUGUACAAAGAACCUGAACUUGGUGACUACAGAGAUUCUAACAGAAGAAGUCGCAGACGUUCCAAAGAGUAUUCUGUAGAGGAAGAUGAGGUGCAGAACAGAGAGGAAUAUGAGAGGCAGAGGCGAGAAGAGGAGUACCAGGCACGAUACCGAAGUGAUCCUAAUUUGGCUCGUUAUCCUGUCAAACCACAACCAUAUGAGGAACAAAUGCGUAUCCAUGCUGAAGUAUCCCGAGCACGCCAUGAACGAAGACACAGUGAUGUCUCGUUGGCAAACACUGAACUGGAGGAGUCCCGGAUAUCUAUGCUGAGGAUGGAACGACCGUCAAGGCAAAGAUCUAUAUCUGAGCGCAGAGCUGCCAUGGAAAACCAACGUUCAUAUUCUGUGGAAAGAACUCGAGAGGCUCAGGGACCAAGUCCCAACCGUCCGAGGACAACAAAUCAUAGCCCUCCAACACCUAGGAGGAGUCCAAUUCCUCUUGAUAGGCCAGACAUGAGGCGCACUGAUUCAUUAAGGAAACAGCACCAUUUGGAUCCCAGUUCUGCUGUACGGAAAACAAAACGUGAAAAAAUGGAAACCAUGUUAAGGAAUGAUUCACUCAGCUCAGAUCAAUCUGAGUCAGUCAGACCUCCACCACCAAAGCCACACAAAACAAAAAAGGGAGGUAAAAUGCGUCAGGUUUCAUUGAGCAGCUCAGAAGAAGAAUUGGCUUCUACUCCAGAAUAUACCAGCUGUGAUGAUGUAGAGAUUGAAAGUGAAAGUGUUAGUGAAAAAGGAGACAUGGAUUACAACUGGGUGGACCAUACGUCUUGGCAUAGCAGUGAGGCAUCCCCAAUGUCUUUGCAUCCUGUGACCUGGCAACCUUCCAAAGAUGGAGACCGUCUAAUUGGACGGAUUUUAUUAAAUAAACGACUAAAAGAUGGAAGCGUGCCUAGAGAUUCGGGAGCAGUGCUUGGACUGAAGGUUGUAGGAGGAAAGAUGACUGAAACUGGUCGGCUAUGUGCAUUUAUCACCAAAGUAAAAAAAGGAAGUUUAGCUGAUACAGUGGGACAUCUUAGACCAGGCGAUGAAGUGUUAGAAUGGAAUGGAAGGCUAUUGCAAGGAGCCACCUUUGAGGAGGUAUAUAACAUCAUUUUAGAAUCCAAGCCUGAGCCACAAGUGGAGCUUGUCGUUUCAAGGCCGAUUGGGGAUAUUCCCAGAAUACCUGACAGUACACAUGCACAACUGGAGUCCAGUUCUAGUUCAUUUGAAUCUCAAAAAAUGGACCGACCAUCUAUUUCAGUGACUUCUCCCAUGAGUCCUGGCAUGUUGAGGGAUGUUCCACAGUUCUUGUCUGGACAACUUUCAAGCCAAAGCCUUAGUAGAAGAACAACGCCUUUUGUUCCUAGGGUUCAGAUAAAGCUGUGGUAUGACAAGGUUGGUCAUCAGUUGAUAGUCACAAUAUUGGGAGCAAAGGAUCUUCCUUCAAGGGAAGAUGGGAGGCCAAGGAAUCCUUAUGUUAAAAUUUACUUUCUUCCAGACAGAAGUGAUAAAAACAAAAGAAGAACAAAAACAGUAAAGAAAACAUUGGAACCCAAAUGGAACCAAACAUUCAUUUAUUCUCCGGUUCAUCGGAGAGAAUUUCGAGAACGAAUGUUGGAGAUUACUCUUUGGGACCAAGCACGAGUUCGUGAGGAAGAAAGUGAAUUUUUAGGAGAGAUUCUUAUUGAGCUAGAGACAGCACUAUUAGAUGAUGAACCUCACUGGUACAAACUUCAGACACAUGAUGUUUCCUCAUUGCCACUUCCCCAUCCCUCGCCAUAUUUGCCACGCAGACAGCUACAUGGUGAAAGCCCUACACGGAGGUUACAAAAUAAAGGCUUAUAUUCAUAUAAUUCAGGGUCCAAAAGAAUCAGUGAUAGUGAAGUCUCUGACUAUGACUGUGAUGAUGGAAUUGGUGUAGUUUCAGAUUACCGACAUAAUGGAAGAGAUCUUCAGAGUUCAACGUUAUCAGUGCCAGAACAAGUGAUGUCAUCCAAUCACUGCUCUCGGUCAGGGUCCCCUCACCGUACAGAUAGUAUAGGACGGACUAGAUCUUGGUCUCCCAGUGUCCCUCCUCCACAAAGUAGGAAUGUGGAACAGGGACCCCGAGGGACUCGAUCUACUGCUGCACAUUAUAAUACCAUGAACCGAAUGGAUAGACAUCGUGCAAUAGAUGACCACUACUCCCUAGACAGAGAGAGUCAUUGUCUCACACUACCUCGCUCUCGAUAUACUCAGUCCUUUGACCACCACCACAGAGAUGCCAGCAAGGAUCACAAAAUGUAUCCUCUCUUUUGUGAAGAUGCAAUCAGAUUACUCCGUUCCCGUAAGAUGUGUCGUACUUAUUCUGAGGGUGCUUACUGUGAUCUUGAGAGGAGGACUAGGCAGGAGAGAAGAGUGCCUAAUACAUAUUAUGACGACACUACCCAUACUCCUGAAAGGUGGUACAAUGGUGCAAGUUCAUGGGCAGAUCAUGUAGUCAAUGGUUCAGCUGAAAACUAUGGAAGCGAGACAGUGGAUGUUUUGGCUGAUCAAGCUUCCCAUUCAGAAACAGAAUUGAUAGAGCCAGAAGAAGACAUGAGGAAUUGUGAAGCACCAGAUAGACAGCCAUAUCAAAGAUCCAGAUCAACAGAACAGCGUCCUGUGCUAGAGCGGACCAACUCCCGCUCCCGAUCCACAGAGCGUCCUGACUCAAACCUCAUGAGGUCGAUGCCUUCAUUAAUGACUGGAAGAUCUGCCCCUCCUUCACCUGCCUUAUCGAGGUCACAUCCUCGAACUGGGUCUGUCCAAACAAGCCCAUCAAGUACUCCAGUAGCAGGACGAAGGGGCAGGCAGUUACCGCAGCUCCCACCAAAGGGGACAUUGGAAAGAAAAGGAGAUGAAGAAAACAAGCAUUUUGGAGAGCAGGGGUCAGAGGUUGAGGCAGAAGUUACAUGGGAGGACCAGCAGAAAAAGGUGAAUGGUACAAUAACUGAUGACAAACCAUUGCCGAAAAAGAAACACCAUUCUGAGCCAGAAGAAAAGAAAGCAGAUCCAGAGAAUGGGAAUGCAGGUGGUAUGGAUGUAGAAGAAAGAAAUCGUCAAAUGAAAAUAAGCAAGUACAAACAGGCAGCAGGAUCAGACUCCAGGCUGGAGCAAGAUUAUCAUUCUAAGUAUCGGUCAGGACGGGAUCCUCAGCGAGGCUCAGACAAUAUUUCCAAUAAAUCUUCAGACAGUGAUGUCAGUGAUGUGUCAGCAGUAUCAAGGACAAGCAGCGCUUCUCGUUUCAGCAGCACAAGCUACAUGUCUGUCCAAUCAGAACGACUGAGAGGGAACAAGAAAAUAAGAAGGUCAAGGGAUAUAGAGGGAAAAAAAGAGGGGGGACAGGAAGGGGAUGAGCAUGAGGAGAUAUUUCCUGAGGAGGAGGAGGAGGAGGAGCAGGAGCUUGAGGAAAAAGUGAAGCAAGAACAAGUUAAUGAAAAGGGGGAAGAGCAAGAGGUGACAGAAAACUGUGAUAAGGAGGAAAGCAAAGAAUCAGGAGAUGAUGAAAAGAUCCAUGAUGAUCAAACUGAGGAAGGGAAAGAGAAAACACAGAGAAAAAAAGAGGAUUUACAAAGGCGAUUCUCACAAGAUGAUGUCAGCAGACAGAUGGGCGCCUCAGGAAAGAACAUGACUAAGAGCACCAGCAUCGGCGGGGACAUGUACACGCUAGAGAAGAAUGAUGGCAGCCAGUCUGACACAGCAGUGGGCACUGUGGGCACUAGUGGCAAAAAACGACGCUCCAGCAUCGGCGCAAAGAUGGUAGCGAUUGUGGGUCUGUCACGAAAAAGCCGCAGCACUUCUCAACUCAGCCAAACUGAAGCCGGUGGUAAGAAGCUGCGGAGCACUGUCCAGAGAAGCACAGAGACUGGGCUGGCUGUGGAAAUGAGAAACUGGAUGACACGUCAGGCCAGCCGGGAAUCUACAGAUGGCAGCAUGAACAGCUACAGUUCUGAGGGAAAUCUGAUCUUCCCAGGUGUGCGCUUGGCCUCUGACAGCCAAUUCAGUGAUUUUCUAGAUGGACUUGGCCCUGCCCAGCUAGUAGGACGCCAAACACUGGCGACACCAUCUAUGGGUGAUAUCCAGGUAGGAAUGAUGGACAAAAAAGGACAGUUGGAGGUAGAAAUAAUACGAGCUCGUGGCCUUGUUGUAAAACCAGGUUCAAAGACACUGCCAGCACCAUAUGUAAAGGUGUAUCUAUUAGAAAAUGGAGCCUGCAUAGCCAAAAAGAAAACAAAGGUAGCAAGAAAAACGCUUGAACCUCUUUAUCAGCAACUUUUGUCAUUUGAAGACAGCCCCCAAGGAAAAGUUUUACAGAUAAUUGUUUGGGGAGACUAUGGACGUAUGGAUCACAAAUCUUUUAUGGGAGUGGCACAGAUACUUUUAGAUGAACUGGACUUGUCAAAUAUGGUGAUUGGAUGGUUCAAACUUUUCCCCCCUUCCUCCUUAGUAGAUCCAACUUUGGCUCCUCUGACUAGAAGAGCUUCCCAGUCAUCUCUUGAAAGUUCAACAGGACCUUCUUAUGCUCGCUCAUAGCAGCUGUGAAACUGUUGUCAUAGCAACCAGCGUUACAAAAAAAAAUUACAGGUCGCAAACCCUGGUAACACUGCAUGCUUAAUGUUGUGUCUUCUGAGCCUGUUUCUAGGGCUACCAAGCGAUCCUGUGUUCUCAGAGGAAGUUGCACACAUUGUGCACUAAGGAAGGCCCUCAGGUGAAAGAGUGGAGCUGUAAAGAACUAACAGGUUUGGAGAUCAGUGACACUUAAAUUUUGGUCCAAUCUGAAGCCAUGGAUUAAACUAAAAGAAUCAAUGUGUUUCAUGCAACAAAAGUCCUUUUCAAUGGCAUAUCUAUUUUGUUGCUCCCUUUUAAUUGCCCCUACCCCAAGCCUGGUUAUGCCACAGAAAUGGAGCUACACUCCUCCCCUAUGAAGCCAUGUUACAAGUCAGUGGAAUAGUAGACAUCAGAAGAACAACAGAAGAAUGUAAGACCAUCGAAAAAGAAAAGUCAGCUGUCAUAUGGAACAAAGACCAGAGAAAACUGUUUGUACUAGAAUGCUUUAAAAGUUAUAGUGGCAGGCUUCAUAACUCCAGCUAUCGCUACAGUGAAACCCCAGAUAUGAAGGAGUCUUUGAAAAAUAAAAUUCUUUGGAUAAACUGUACUGUAUGAAAUUAAAGAAACUUUUUUGCAUGGACACAGAUUUAGCUGAACACUUAAAUUAUUUUCUUGGGGCUGCAACUUGCAAAAAAAGAAUAAAUCAGCCAUUUUCAACAAUUUAUAUUAUUUUUAAAAGUAAAUUUCACUAGUGCAUGGUUUUAAAGGGGAGAGAAUGCAACAGGGUGAUACAAAGACACCAUGUUUAUCAUUCUUUAAACCAAUCAUGAUCUGUGUUUUUGCAGACAGAUAUUAAAAAUAAAAGAUAAUUUCUAGCUAAUAUUUAAAAUUCUGUUUAUGUGACAAGAAAUAAGUGUAAUAUAUUAAAUUUAUUUAAAUGUAAAAGGUACAAGCCUUGUAAAGUUCAACAUUAUGUGCAAAUUGUACACUUCUUCCUCCUUUCUCUCUCUUCUGAAUCUUCCUUUGGCUCUUUUUCUCCCUCUUAUUUUCCAGGAUGAUCCAUUAUAUCCUAAAACUGCUACCUUUUGACUUAUUACUUGCUUAUGCCCCAUAUUUGGUUCAGAGUUGCAGAUUGUUUUGCAUUUCUGAAUUCUUGGUCAAAAAUAUUGUUUAAGAGCUUACUUUUUUCAAGCAUGUUGAAAAGGAUUUUGCAACAUGGCUUGGGAUUCAUUAAAGUAAUUCAGCAUGUAUUUGAUAAAGAAGAUAUUUGAACUUUUUGCAAUUAAUUGUACAGUGCAUGGUAACUUAUUUUCAUUUUUUUCUCACCUGCAAAUUGAAUUCUACAGCAAAAAUACUGGAAUAAUGUGGCCAUUGUAAUAUGUCUUCAAUAAAUUUGUUUUCAGCACCAGCAUCAUUCAUUCAAGGGUUGAACUAUAAUUUCUUGAAGGUUUUGGAGAGAGAAAAAAAAUGAACCAAAUGUUUGAUUUUUAGGAACUAAAUUUCAGCAGUUUCAUUUGCACUGAGACAAACAAAUUGCUACAUAUUUGGAGUCAUGAUAACCAACAAAGAUUAUUAAUUCUUCAUAACUCUUCUGCUGUAAAGUUCAGUUUUUCAUGGUCUAUAUUUGUGAUGGUAACAAUGUAAUUAGUGAACAUCGGUCUGCCAUAAAAAUGUCAAACUUUGAUUUGUAGUUGCCUUAAAGAAAGUAGAAGAUGUACCAUCGAACAGUUAUUUGACACCAUCAUCACAAGCCUAAAUGCAAAGUCAACAGAUUAUAAAAUAUCUGUCGCCAUGUAGUAGGCAUUUACUACCAUUGGGUGGGGCUGCAAGUCUAGAUUGCGCAUUCACUUCUCAUAUUUAAAGGGAAGGUAACUGGCUAACAUUUAAUGAUAAACUUUCUCUUUUUUUCUUGGUCUUUAUAUGCCUUUAAUACAUAAUUAUUAUUUAAUGGUGAAAACUUGCAAUAAUUUUAGAAAUACACAUUGCAUUUAACUUUAAAUUAAGGCCAUGCACACCGAAUUAUUCUGAUUUUGUUUGAAAAUCUAUUAAUGGUGCCCAUCAGAAAACUGUCCAUGUUUCAUAAAAGUAACAACAGUAUCACUUUAUAUGCCUUUUCCUUUAUGUGGUGCAAUAUGAUACACAUCAAGACUGUGUCUUGUCAUUCUGAGAUUAUAUGAUGGAUGAAUGUUAAGUUAAUGAACAGACCGGUAAAACUAUGUUUAUUGAAAUAAUUUAGACACCUGUGUACCAGCAACAAAUAAAUGCUAAAGACAUACAGUCUACGAUAUCCCCCAGAAUUAAAAAAAGUACAAAACUGUUUUCCUAAUACUAUCAGAUGCAGUCACACAUUCUUUUAUGCAUAUGCCUCUAUAAAUUAUUUCUAAUUUUGAAAAGGAGGAUACGACCAUAUGGAAGGAUUGUACAUACUUGCAUUAUGCAGUAUUUAUUUUAAAAUUUAAUGUAAUUUUUUUAAUUGUCACACAUCUGCAACUCUACUUAUGAUUUAGUCAUGUAAAUAGCACUAUUCCAGUGAUCACUGCUGUCUUGUACAUAGUACGUUUUAAAAGUUAAAGGGAAUUACAGUUGGGGAAAAAAGGGCAGAUUAGGCCUGUAAUGAACACCAACUAAUGUAAAUCAAAUUCAUUCUGGUGAUGGUAUUUAACACUUUAAAUAAAAUGUUUUCUUUACAGAA
Messenger RNA from Mauremys reevesii (Reeves's turtle), 9010 nucleotides. RefSeq names its product regulating synaptic membrane exocytosis 2 (gene RIMS2). Gene Ontology annotation, cellular component: presynaptic membrane; cytoskeleton of presynaptic active zone. The transcript is spliced from 39 exons. The coding region runs from base 781 to 6303 and encodes 1840 amino acids. Gene Ontology annotation, biological process: positive regulation of synaptic transmission; regulation of membrane potential; calcium ion-regulated exocytosis of neurotransmitter. Gene Ontology annotation, molecular function: small GTPase binding; transmembrane transporter binding. The record is from RefSeq and is a predicted model, not a curated record. NCBI's taxonomy places the organism in Eukaryota, Metazoa, Chordata, Testudines, Geoemydidae.